AUGCUCAUCUUCCGGCUGCCCGCAGGUCAAGCCCAGGGUGUGCAGCAGUGGGGCUUCUGGGUCCCCUGGGCCCAAUACGAAACUCAAGGGAUGUCUUUCCCUCCGAGGGCCCCCACCUCCGAACACAGGGGAGAGGCAUGGCAAGCCCGCCCCAGCGCCAAAGUCCAGGGAGGCGAGGCGUAUGGAUUUGUUGGGCGCAAGGUCUACUCUGCAGGCGGUCUCCAGCUCCGGAUCGCCAACCAUAUGGCCCUCCUCGCCAGGUACACCUUUGACAUCAUGGUGUCUCUGGCGAAAUUCGCAGAGCUGCGGGUGGAGUUCAUUGGGCGGUUUCGACUCCAAUUUGGCCAGGGCCUGCCUCCCGCGAUCACGGCGCAGGCGAUGGUCUCCAUCAUCCGAGACCGCCUCACCUUUCCCACUACGACAGUUCAGUCCUGCCUACGCCUCCUGGGCCACAUGGCAUCGUGCACGUUUGUCACCGCCUAUGCGAGGCUGCGCCUCCGCCCAUUUCAAUCCUGGCUGGCGUCGGGGAAAAGCUUCAAUCAGCGCACAAACCUUAUUAGACAUGAGAGAAUCCACACAGGGGAGAUGCCCUACAUGUGCUCUGAGUGCGGGAAAAGCUUUGGGCAGAGCUCUCACCUUAUCAGACAUGAGAGAAUCCACACAGGGGAGACGCACUACAUGUGCUCUGAGUGCGGGAAAAGCUUCAUUUGGGGCUCUGACCUUAUUAGACAUGAAAGAAUCCACACAGGGGAGAUGCCCUACACGUGCUCUGAGUGCGGGAAAAGCUUUGGGCGGAGCUCUCACCUUAUCAGACAUGAGAGAAUCCACACAGGGGAGAUGCCCUACACAUGCUCUGAGUGCGGGAAAAGCUUCAAUCGGCGCACAAACCUUAUCAGACAUGAGAGAAUCCACACAGGGGAGACGCCCUACACGUGCUCUGAGUGCGGGAAAAGCUUCAAUCGACGCUCAAACCUUAUUACACAUCAGAGAAUCCACACAGGGGAGACGCCCUACACAUGCUCUGAGUGCGGGAAAAGCUUCGGGCGGAGCUCUGACCUUAUCGCACAUCAGAGAAGCCACACUGGGGAGACGCCCUACACGUGUUCUGAGUGCGGGAAAAGCUUCAAUCGGAGCUCUUACCUUAUCGCACAUCAGAGAAUCCACACAGGAGAGAAGCCCUACACAUGCGCUGAGUGUGGGAAAUGCUUUAGUCAGUGCUCUGCCCUUAUCGCACAUCAGAGAAUCCACACAGGAGAGAAGCCCUACACGUGCACUGAGUGUGGGAAAAAUUUCAAUCGGAACUCUCACCUUAUCACGCAUCGUAGAAUCCACACAGGAGAGAAGCCCUACAUAUGCGCUGAGUGUGGGAAAAGCUUCAAUCAGAGCUCACACCUUAUCACACAUAGGAAAAUCCACAUGGGUGAGUAAUCUUAUGGAUGCUCUGAGUGUGGGAAAUGUUUCUUUAAUCAUUCAGGCCUCAUCUUACAUCAGAGAAUCCACACAGGAGAGAAGUCCUACACAUGCUCUGAGUGCGGGAAAAGCUUCAAGCACAGCUUAAACGUUGUCUCACAUAGGAGAAUCACACUCCGAGUGCGGGAAAAGCUACAAUCAGCGCUCAAGCCUCAUUAGACAUCAGAAAAGCCACAUGAGAGAGAACUGUAAUAAAUCCCUUCACUAGGGUU
Mauremys reevesii (Reeves's turtle) is the source of this 1682-nucleotide messenger RNA. Its product is annotated as zinc finger protein 883-like. The transcript has 5 exons. The record is from RefSeq and is a predicted model, not a curated record. Gene Ontology annotation, cellular component: nucleus. Bases 1 to 1428 code for a protein of 475 amino acids. Lineage: Eukaryota; Metazoa; Chordata; Testudines; Geoemydidae.